Molecule: messenger RNA, 3222 nt
Organism: Elaeis guineensis (African oil palm)
Lineage: Eukaryota; Viridiplantae; Streptophyta; Magnoliopsida; Arecales; Arecaceae
Source: RefSeq, a predicted model, not a curated record
CCCACACCCUCAAAUUUUCACAGCGAAGGGCGGAAAAGAGCGAGAGCGAGCGGGCGAGCGAGAGAGAGAGAGCGCGAACAAUGGCGGAGACGGGGGAAGAGAAGCGGCUGGCCCGCGAGAUCGCGAGGGUUCUGGACGAGUGCCGGCUCUCCCACGCCGUGCACACCCGGAAGCUGAGAGAGCUCUCCGCCCUCCGCUCCUCCGCCCCUCCCGGCCUCUUCUUCCCUUCCUUCGCCCGAGCCCUGACCCCUCUCUUCGACUUAUUAUAAUGCGAUUGCCAGAUGAUGCGGAGGUGAGUGACCGGCUAUGGGAUGAGGUGAUCGACAACAUAAAAGAGCGGGUUGGAGACAAAGUCCCUGCAAUCCGUGCUUUUGCAGUGCGUGCUCUAUCACGAUUUGCCAAUGAUGUCGAGAGUGGUGACAUUCUCAAUCUCUUCCUACAAACUCUGUCUCAAGAACAAAAUGCUGAGGUUCGGAAAACAAUAGUAUUAUCUCUGCCCCCUUCGAAUGCCACGACUGAGGCAAUUGUUGGGUCCACGCUUGAUGUGAGUGAGUCAGUGCGCAGAUCAGCAUAUUGUGUCCUGGCAAGUAAAUUUCCACUUCAAAGUCUUAGCAUCAAGCAUAGGACCAUUAUCCUUCGGAGGGGGCUUUCAGACAGAUCUUCAUCUGUAACAAAAGAAUGUUUAAAGAUGCUGAAAGAUGAGUGGCUUACAAAGUCUUGUGGGGGAGAUCCAAUUGCCCUUUUGAGGUUUCUUGAUGUAGAGACUUAUGAGUCAGUUGGAGAAGCUGUGAUGGAGGCCCUUCUAAAAGAUGGCAUUGUGCGAGUUCAAGAAGGUCAGAGCAUCAGACAGUAUUUGAAUUCUUCUAAUAAAAGUGAAGGGGAAUUCACUUCUAGUGUUCAGCUUAUGGAAGCAGAGGUUUCUCUUUAUUGGAAAACUGUCUGUAGGCAUCUUCAAACUCAAGCUCAAGCUAAAGGUUCCGAUGCUGCAACUACUACAGGCACUGAAGCUGCAGUAUAUGCAUCAGAAGCAUCAGACAACAAUGACCUUUUAGAGGGUAUCCUUCCUGUUACAAUAUCUGACUAUGUCGAUUUAGUGAGGGCACACCUUUCUGCAGGACCAAAUUAUCAUUUCACAUGCCGGCAGCUACUACUACUUGGUGCCAUACUUGAUUUCUCAGAUACUGCAAACAGGAAGAUUGCUGGAGCUUUUGUGCAGGAACUUUUACUUAGGCCUCUAGAAUAUGAAGUUGAUGAUGAUGGGAGUAAGAUUGUCAUAGGAGAUGGAGUUAGUCUUGGUGGGGAAAGGGACUGGGCGAGAGCAGUGUCAGAAUUGGCUAGAAAAGUGCAUGCUUCUACAGGUGAAUUUGAAGCAGUCGUCACCAGUGUAGUUGAGGAGCUUGCUCGUCCUUGCAGAGAUAGAACUGCUGAUUACAUGCACUGGAUACAUUGCCUUGCAGUGACUGGACUUCUCUUGGAGAACAUUGAUUCUCUGUGGAGCCUCCAUGGAAAAGCCAUUGAACCUUCUGAGUUACUACAUUCUUUGUUGCUUCCAGGGGUGAAACAGAUUCAUGUCGAUGUCCAAAGGGUUGCUACGAGAUGCCUUUGCCUCUACGGACUGUUAGAAAGGAGCCCAAGUGAAGAGCUAGUAAAGCAGUUACGCCUCUCCUUUAUUAAUGGCCCUGCUCCAGUCAGUAUCAUGGCUAGUAAGGCACUAAUUGAUCUUGCCACAUGGCAUGGUCCUCAGGCAGUUGACAAGGCCACUGGGAUGGAUCUGCAACAAUCUGGUGAUGAAAAAAAUGGAUUUAUUUCAGUGGAUUUAUCAAAUUUAAACGAGGAUGCAAACAUUGGAUUACUCGACCUAUUGUACUCUGGACUUGAUAAAAAUGAUUGGGGUGCCAAUGUUGAAGGUGAUGAUCAUGAAAGUGUUCAUGCUGUUCUUGGAGAGGGAUUUGCAAAGUUUCUUCUGCUCAGUGAGAAUUAUCCAACCAUAUCCACUUGGUUACAUCCUUUGAUUUUAUGCAAGCUCAUCAGCUUGUAUUUCUGUGAUGAAACGAAGGACCUUCAAAGGUUAAAGCAAUGCUUAUCUGUGUUCUUUGAGCAUUAUUCAGCACUCUCACGCAAUCACAAGAAGUGUGUCUCCAGAGCUUUCAUUCCUGUCAUGCGAUCUAUGUGGCCAGGUAUUUAUGGUAAUCCAGGGGGAUCUAGCAUUGUGGUGUCGAAAUUGAGAAAGCGUGCAAUCCAAGCGUCACGUUUCAUGUUGCAAAUGAUGCAAACUCCUUUGUUCUCAAAAGAAUAUGUGGAAGAGCGAUCCAGUGAGAUAAGUUCCGAAAGCCUUUCUAGUUCAGUUCAGUUAUCACAUGACUUUGAUAGCGGGGAGGAGGGCCUUGCAAUUCGUAUUGCUUCCGAAGUGGCAAGCUGCCCGGAUAAGAAGAGCCCCGCUGGAAAAUCAUACCUCUCAGCGCUUUGUAAGAUAGCUUUGUUGAUACAGUUCCGAUCAUCAGAACAAGGGGCAAUCAAGUGCAUGAGGGUGCUGCUGAACAGCAUGAUCAUAUCUUCGUCAACUGACAAGGAAGCUGUUAAAGAACUAAUUCGAAUGGCAGCACACCUUAAAUCUCUUGAUGAUCACCCAGACGAAGAACUGUCCCAGGAGCAAGCUAAUGUUAUUUUUGGGAAGCUAGGUUUGGAUGGUAGCCUUAAAAUGGAUACAUCAGCAGUGCCGCCACCGUCAGUGCUGCGAUCGGCCAGAACUGCUCCACAUAGGAGAAGAGUAAGGCGCGAAGCUUCUCCUGAUCCUGAUGAUGAAGAGAUUUCAUCCGUCCCUGAAGUUUUAACGACUCCUAGCUUGGCCAGCAUGCGCUCUCAGAGGGCAAGCAAGACGGCAGCAAUGAGUAAGAUAACCACCAAAACUACCUGUGAACUGUCGGACGAUGAAGAGGAUGGAGAAUCGAAUGUAACAUCUGAAGGGACUUCAGAUUAAUCUCUGGAUGGGCUUGCAGAAUGAAUCAUCACAAGUUACUGUGACCGUUACUGUAAUGCAUGUACAAACAACUGUCACGUCUUGCUUACUGCCAAGAGUUCAAUCUCUACUGUUGUAUUUACAACAUCAAUAUCAAAAUGCCUCACCUCUAUGUUAAAGUGACCGAUGUACUACAAGAACUUCACGUUACAUAACUUUGCUUAUGAUGGGAUGAGCUAUAUGACUAGUAUUUUAUUUAAAAUUGA